This is a messenger RNA of Didymodactylos carnosus, 996 nucleotides long. The record is from the annotation of a GenBank genome assembly. NCBI's taxonomy places the organism in Eukaryota, Metazoa, Rotifera, Eurotatoria, Philodinida, Philodinidae.
AUGAUUCCGAUAUUAAUUUUAUCGUUUUAUCGAAGCUUUGAUCUAAAUGUAAUAGCAUGUCCAUCGGGCUCAUGGAAUGCUACUGGAACAAGAGUAGCACGCGCUAAUCUUCCUGAAGAUGUAUUUAUUGAUAAUGACGGUAAUAUUUAUGUGCCAGACAAUUCCAAUAGUAUACAAAAAUGGUUACCUAAUGCCACAAAUUCGAUAACUGUAGCAGGUGGAAGUUUUGGUUCUGAUAUGAAUCAAUUAAAAAAUCCAAUCGGCAUUUUUGUACGUAAUAAUAAUUUAUACAUUGUUGACAAUGGUAAUUUUCGCGUACAAAAAUGGGCUUACGGUGCCACCAGUGGUGUUACAGUUGCUGGAGGAAAUUCAAAAGGAUCAGCACUCAAUCAAUUGAGUAAUUGUCGUGGUAUUUAUGUGGAUGAAAACGAAAAUGUAUACAUAGCGGAUAGAGACAAUAAUCGUGUAAUGAAAUGGAUGCCUGGUGCAACUGAGGGUAUUGUUGUUGCUGGUGGAAAUGGUGAAGGUCGUAAUUCAAAUCAAUUGACAUUUCCUCUGGGCAUAUAUUUAGACAACGAUGCUAAUAUUUAUAUAGCAGACUAUUAUAAUAAUCGUGUUCAAAUGUGGGCACAAGAUGCUAAAAACGGUAUAACAGUAGCAGGCGGAAAUGGAGGAGGUAGUGCUCCUAAUCAGUUAUCUUUACCAAUGACAGUUUCGGUUGACACACAAAAGAACGUUUAUGUCCUUGAUACCUUCAAUGAUCGUGUGCAAAAAUGGGCUUCAGGCGCAUCAAGUGGUAUUACAAUAAUAGGAAGUGAUGGGCGAGGUAGCCGCCCAAAUCAACUGCAAUCCCCAUUUGGAAUGAGAUUUGAUUCAAAUGGUAAUAUAUAUGUAGCAGAUACUUAUAAUUGGCGUAUACAAAAAUUUAGCUGCGACAGUAAUAUGAUAUGUAUCGUAGAGAGGAUCACAGAUACUCAUUGGGUCGAGAAAGAAUAA